GGUGUCUGUCACGUGGUUCAGUUUGCCGGGUCAGAUACGUGACACUAAGGCACGAGUUUUUAGACUCAUAUAUUGCUAGUUUCCAGAAAGAGGAACACGGGAUUGUGUCCUGACCGUGUGACUGCUGUCCGCCUGCUGCCGCUUCCUUUCCGCCAGCCUGCAAGGAGCUUUCGCUUCUCCGUUAACUUUACUCUCAUGUUUGGUUUCCUAAAAACGCCGCUUGUUUACGCGACGGUAAGAGACCCGUUUUAAUCCGCGGUUCGUCUCUUUAUGAUUGUUGUUCAACUACACAGCAAGUUUUUCUUUUUCUAGUCUCCCCGUCGUUGUUGUUGUUGUUGUUGUUUAAUGUUGUGGCGGUGUGAACAGCUGACUCACUGACGGAAGACAUCCGUCAAGACCCUCCAUGGGUUGACCCCCUGCCCCGCCCCCCGCCUCCUGUCUCUGCUUCACCGGCUUACAGAUGAUCGGCUCACCGGACCUGCUGGCCUUUACCGGCCCAGAGGGGUUCGGAGAGGGAGAAGAGGAUCCGGGGAUUCAGGAUCUACCUGAGGAUCUGUCUGUUCCCCUUUUACCCGCCUCACACCCCUGGACCACAACUGCCCUCUUCAACAGAGACUUUAUACUGGUGGCUGAAUUCUCAGAGCAAGUGGGUCCAAAGCCUGUGUUGACGAUACCAGAAGACCCCCGAGUCAUUGGCUCCUUCGACCUCAACCACUUCUCUGUUCGCAUCAUGUCUGUGGACUACCAGGCGUCCGGCCCCGUCCAAGCCUCACAUUCCUGCACUGGGCCCCGCCUCAACUUCAGCGAGGACUCCAAAGUGAUUCUGGGAGAUUCAGCAGAGGACGCUUUUGCUUACGUUCACCACCUGACCCUGUACGACCUGGAGGCUCGAGGCAUGGUGCGUCCUUUCUGUAUGGCCUAUGUGUGUUCGGACCAGGCGAAGCUGAUGGAGAACUUCACAGAACUGUCGUCGUGCUUCUCUCAGGCGGCCGACAGCCUCAAGACGGGGAACAGGCAGGCGUUUUCGAUGGAGCUGCAGAGAAAACUACACAAGCUUGAGUACACACGGUUGACUUUGCUGUCAACUGUGAAUGCGUCCACAGAAGAUGGAGAAACAGCCGAUGACCUCGAAGCUGUAGAGCAUUCAAUCCUAAAUCACAGAGACCUCCUCCGCCAGGUCACAUCCUACCCAAACAGGAAGCUCAAACACCCCGACUUUCUGCCCUACGACCCAGCUGACUCCCUCACCGAUCCUACUUCAUUGCUGCCUCCUGAUCCAUGUCCCUCCAACUCCAUGUCCUCCUCCUGCAGGUCCGAGCACCACCUGAAGCCUCUGCAGGAGCUCUGCAAUGCCUACUUCCUCUCCUUAAUGAAGGAGCAGCUGGCAGACACAGAACGCCGCCUUCGUGGUGAUCGGAGUGUCCUGCAAACGGCCUGCGUCUCCCGGUCGCUCUCCAGGAGGCUCACCCUCACCAACUUCCUGUUUGAGCUUUGGAGCACCGAGAACGAAGAAGAGGAAGAGCAGGAGAGCAUUGAGGCAGAGCUACAGAGGUCGACUAAGAGUCGCGUCAAGGUGUUUGCGUCGGAUCCACUGAGCCUGGAGUCGUUCUACUCCUGUGUGGAGGAGAUCCCGAUCAAACUGGAGGCAGGAGAGGCAGGGACAGUGACCUCUGACCCCAGCAUUGUCAUGGACAUGACAGGAAGUGUGAGCAGUAGUGACAGCAUUGAAGUGCUGGGGACUGAGAAAUCUUAUCGUACUCAACAGUCUGCCACUGAUUCUGACAGCAGAGCAGUGACACUGAUGGACACCACUGUCAGGCGAGGAGCAGCAGAUGCAGGUGUCAGACGCGUGCAAGCGUAUGCCAGUCGUGCCAACAGUGAGGACAGCAUCGAGGUCCUGAGCACCACCGAGUCCAUUUUCCCUGACGAUCUCACCGCCAUCACAGAGGAAGAGGCUGAGCAACAACCUGAGAGCAAUAGCUUUGACAGCGAUGAAGAAACACUGGCUGAGUGUAAACUUGACAAACAGGACAAAACAUUAGAAAAUGGAAGUGAAAAUGAACUCCCUGUUAAUAACAAUGACAAUGAAGAAAAACCUUUGCAGCAAAUGACUGUCAGCAGUGGUGUCAUUGUCAAAGAGGAACCAGCCACUGAGUGUUUGAAGAGGAAUGGAGUCCAUGAAGACAACAGUGCUGAGAAGACACCCAAAAUGACACAAGGUGAAGAAGCAGUGGAGUCGACGCCAAAGUGGACCGAAGUCAAUGAGACGGCGCUGUCAGCACCAGACCUCCGUGUGAACUCUGCCUCUGCCGUUGCCAUGGCGGAGGCUGACCGGUGGACAACGCCCAGCGCUGCUCUCAGGCUGCUGAGCGCGGACGAAGCCUCAGACUGCACCAGCGUCACAGGCUCCUCAGACGCUCCCUCCACCACGCAGGACAUCAGCAACAGCAACACUUCAUCAGACAAGAGGAGGAGGAAGGCUGGUCUCAGAGCCCUCAGGUUCCUCAAACACAACUCAUUCUCCCAGAAUGCCGUGUUCUGCCUCCUGAGUGGCCGACCAAUUGUCGUCAUGGGAGGAGACGAGACUCUGGUCAAGAGGACGGUGGACGCUCUGAGUCUCUUCCUGCCUGCUCCUGGUCCUGAUGGAAACGCUGUGAUGCCGUGUCUGACCACACCACUACAACUGACCGACCUGCUCACCUGGAGGCUGAUCGGACUGCACAGGUAAGACAUGACACACAGUGGAAACAGAACUUUCCCAAAAUGAUCUCAGUCUUUUUCAUUGCGUUGUUUCAAGAACAUGGGUGAGGGUUAUUUUUUGUUUGGAUUUGUGCCUUUUUAUUUUAACAUGGGGUGGACAUUUGAGUUCAAAAUACAUUUGUAUGCAUAAAACUGGAAAUCUCAUUGUUAUUUAUUUAUUUAUGGCAAGUAACAAACUUUAUUCACCUUUUUGGUCAGGGUACUAAAGUAUAAUCCGUAUUUCUGACAAAACCAAAAUACGAAAAUACGGAAACAGCACCCCCUUUUCCUUUUUUGUAUUGAACCAAAUACGGAAAAACAGAUUUUGCUCUCAGGCUCUCGUCAAAAAACGAAACCAAAAUAUUAACUGUCAAAAAUA
Messenger RNA from Solea senegalensis (Senegalese sole), 3118 nucleotides. RefSeq names its product guanine nucleotide exchange protein SMCR8-like. The record is from RefSeq and is a predicted model, not a curated record. The transcript has 5 exons. Gene Ontology annotation, molecular function: GTPase activator activity. Bases 461 to 2728 code for a protein of 755 amino acids. Lineage: Eukaryota; Metazoa; Chordata; Actinopteri; Pleuronectiformes; Soleidae. Gene Ontology annotation, cellular component: guanyl-nucleotide exchange factor complex.